UGGUAGAGAGGGAAACUCAAGGCUAGAGGGCCAGAGAGAGUGGGAAAAAGAUCUAGAUCUGUGCACAAGAACAGAGGCCUGAAGCUUUUCUACUCUCAAAAAUGUCCCAGCUGUUAAUGAUAAUUGUCUCUGUGCUUGAUUCGGUAGCUUUUGCUUUAGCAGUGGCUGCUGAGCAGAGACGAAGCACUGCCCAAAUUGGUUAUGAUAUUGAAGAGACCCGUAAGUACUGCAUUUAUGAUUCCGACAUUGCCACUGGAUAUGGUGUGGGUGCGAUGUUAUUCCUACUGGCCGGUCAAAUUCUCGUAAUGUUUGUAAGCAGCUGCUUUUGCUGUGGAAAGGCUUUGAAGCAGGGAGGUUCUCGAGCUUGUGCAAUUCUGCUAUUCAUUUUCGGAUGGGUGACAUUUGCGGUAGCUGAGGUAUGCUUGCUUGCUGGUUCUGUGAGGAACGCUUAUCACACCAAGUACACGUCGUCGUUCUUAAUGGACGAUAAGCCACUCUUCUGUCAAACAUUGAGAAAGGGAGUCUUUGCCGCCGGAGCAGCUUUCAUUGUAAUCACAGGCUUCAUCUCUCACUGCUACUAUGCUGCCUAUUCUGUGGCAAGGAGUGCCCCGGCUGGGCCCCACAAUAGAUCGCCAAGCAUUGGCAUGACAAGGAUCUAAUGAGUUUCCAUAAAACUGAAUACAAAAUCUCCUUGCUCCGGACGGUUUGAGCCCGUGACUGCCUGAUUUUUGAGUUUCAUGUGACUUCGGCUCUUAAUUAUUAGUUGCAUAUGGUGUUUUAAAAGUAGAGCAGUGUAAGUUUAGUUGGAGACUGAGAACCUUGUCACUGUUGCUUGAAGUCCUUGAACUCUUAAUUCUUUUGUGCUAUGAUGUAAGCUUUACUCUUAUAUUAUUGAUCAUCCCUGUAAUGCUGUAUAGCCUAUUGCCGCAUCAGUAGUUCUUUACUUUUCUAUUUUAUACGCAGUACAAAAAUUGGUCUAUUAUACACCCAAUGUCUCUUAAAGAAGUUCUUAGUUUGAUUUUCAUUGGGUAUAAGAAUAUCUUAUUUUUUUCGUUG
Cuscuta epithymum is the source of this 1056-nucleotide messenger RNA. The record is from the annotation of a GenBank genome assembly. NCBI's taxonomy places the organism in Eukaryota, Viridiplantae, Streptophyta, Magnoliopsida, Solanales, Convolvulaceae.